UUCGAGCUUCAGGGCCAGUCUACUCAACAUUUUUGUAUGGUGAUUGUGUUUUGGGUAGGUGAGGAGGUCUCUCCUGUAAGCCUGAUGUCCAAACCGUGGGUGUUUUAACAUUACAUUUGGAAUCUUUACCUGAACUCCAUCAUGUCGGUGACUGUUCAUGAGAAUCGGAAAUCCCGCACCAGCACGGGGUCCAUGAACAUUUCACUGUUCCACAAGCCUUCCCACCCUGACAGUGUCUUGACUCAUCUAAACACAAUGAGGAAACAGAGUAUGUUCACAGAUAUCACGCUGUGGGCUGGGGACCACUCCUUUCAGUGUCACAGAGCAGUAUUGGCAGCUUGCAGCCGUUACUUUGAAGCCAUGUUCAGUGGAGGGCUACGGGAAAGUAUGGACAGAGAAGUCAAUUUUAGAGACAGUAUACACCCAGAGGUCUUGGAGCUUUUGCUGGAUUAUGCGUAUUCAUCUCGAGUUAUAAUAAAUGAGGAGAACGCGGAGUCAUUGUUGGAGGCAGCAGACAUGUUGCAGUUUCACGACAUCCGGGAUGCUGCAGCAGAAUUUUUAGAAAAAAACCUCCAUUCUUCAAACUGUUUAGGGAUGAUGCUUUUAUCAGAUGCCCAUCAGUGUAAAAGACUGUACGAGCUCUCUUGGAGGAUGUGCUUACUACACUAUGAAACGAUACGUGAUUCUGAGGACUUCUAUAGUUUGACAAAAGAAAAGCUGCUGGAGCUUGUGCUUAGUGAUGAGCUGGAGAUAGAAGAUGAACAGGUUGUCUUUAACUCUGUAAUGAGAUGGGUUCGAAAUGACGUGGAUAAUCGUCGUCACCAUUUACCAGAGCUGCUUGGGGCUAUAAGGUUGGCUCUCCUCCCAUCUGAAUAUCUCCUGGAGGCUGUCGCAUGUGAAGAACUAGUAAUGGCUGACAAGAGGAGCAGAGUAAUUGUAGAAGAGGCAAUGCAAUGUAAAAAAAGAAUUCUUCAAAAUGACGGAGUUGUGACAAGUCCCUGUGCUCGACCACGCAAGGCAGGGCACACACUGCUUAUAUUGGGAGGCCAAACAUUUAUGUGUGACAAAAUAUAUCAGGUUGACCACAAAGCCAAGGAGAUCAUACCAAAGGCAGACCUUCCUAGUCCAAGAAAAGAAUUCAGUGCAUGUGCCAUUGGCUGUAAGGUAUAUGUAACUGGAGGAAGAGGGUCAGAAAACGGAGUGUCAAAAGAUGUCUGGAUCUAUGAUACAGUUCAUGAAGAAUGGUCGAAAGGGGCACCCAUGCUUAUAGCAAGAUUCGGGCAUGGUUCAGCUGAAUUGGAGAACAGCUUGUAUGUUGUUGGAGGUCACACAGCUAUUGCUUUUGUUUAUCCAGCCUCUCCAUCAGUUUCUUUAAAACAGGUUGAGCGUUAUGACCCCGUCAGUAACAAGUGGUCUAUGAUGGCUCCCUUAAGAGAUGGUGUCAGUAAUGCAGCAGUGGUCAGCGCCAAAUUAAAACUAUUUGUUUUUGGGGGAACCAGUAUACACAGAGAGAAAGCCUCUAAGGUGCAAUGCUAUGACCCGGUCGGGAACCGCUGGAAUAUUGCUGCUGAAUGUCCACAACCUUGGCGCUACACCGCAGCUGCAGUUCUGGGGAGUCAGAUUUUCAUCAUGGGCGGUGACACAGAAUUUACAGCUGCCUCUGCUUAUCGCUUUGACUGUGAAACCAAUCAGUGGAGUCGUGUGGGUGACAUGACAUCCAAAAGGAUGAGCUGCCAUGCUGUGGCCUCAGGAAAUAAGCUGUAUGUGGUUGGUGGUUACUUUGGGACACAAAGGUGUAAAACGUUGGAUUGUUAUGAUCCAACUUCUGACUGCUGGAACUCAAUCACCACUGUGCCUUAUUCACUAAUCCCCACCGCCUUUGUCAGCACAUGGAAACACCUACCUGCCUAAAUGGAAUAUAAGGUAAAUUCUGAAUGAGUGGGCCAAAGGAUUUGGGUUUUUAGGUGCUGUUUCACCCACUGCUUUUCUAUGGAGAUACAGUUGAGACAAACAAUAUUCGGGUAAUUGCUGGAAUCAUUUAAAUGGCAUGCAGAAAACUGCCCCCCGAUAUACCAGAACUUUUGUAUGCAGUUGUAUAUUUGAAGUGUUUUUAAUUAUCUUUUCUGGGGGUAACCAACCGUGAAAACUGCUGAAUGGCACUUUAUCAUCUAGGGAUGUCCCGAUCGCAUAUUUUUGCACCCGAGUCCGAGUCACCUGAUUUUGAGCAUCUGCUGAUACAUAGUCCCCAUCCGAUACCGAAAAAAGUUUUUUUAAUAAAGUUCCAAACAUGUUGCUGUUCCUCCAUGCCGCCUUCAUAAUAUGAAUUAUUUUUAAACAAGAAUAUCAAAAUGCUUGUCUUUAUUAAAUGCUUCAUUGAGUGAGUCCAAUCAGGGUUUGGCGUUCACACUGCAGAGACCAGCCUCUCAUUUACACAAUGAGUUGCUACAGCACACUUAUGCAAGUUUAACGAUGAUUGACAGCUUUGUGCCUGACAGCUUUGUGCCUUUGACCGUAGAGCUACCAAGCUUCUCUGGCAAGAUCAAAGCUACAAACCUAUCAGUCAUCGUUAACUUUAAGUACCAAACACAAGCUGGACAGUUUGGCCGCACUGCAUAGCAGAGGAUGAGAGGCUGUGGUGCUGUACGAGCAUGAAGCACAAAACCAUACUGUAAAUACAUAUGUUUUUUAAUUUAAAAAACAAUCCUUUUCACCUGAUUCCAAUCCUCUGAAAAAUGGCGCGAGCGGCCAAAUUUUUGAUCACAUGAUCGGAUCGGGGCAUCCCUAUUAUCAUCACUUGUUUAACAAUUUGGGAGGUUUAAGGUGGGGGAUAGGUGGGAGAGGGCAUUUUAUUUUUUCAAGUCAUUUUUAAUGGAGCACAAUUUUUUAAAAAAUCUUUUUUUGGUUAAGUGUAUUAGAAGCACACAAGGAGUUUGUCUCCACUAUGUAGAGCCACACUAGUAUUACAAACCAAAUGUACUAUCUUGACACUGAAAUAUGUUCAUAUACAGUGGUACCUCUCCUUAUGAAAUUGAUUUUUUCGGGAAGUUUUGUAACUUGAAAAUUAUGUAAGUAGAGCCGCGUUUUCCAUGUAAAUGCCCUAAUCCGUUCCAACCACCCCAAAAUUCAGACAUAAAUUUUGGGGGAAAAAAAUGAUUCAAAACAUGUAACAAAUACAUUUUACAAUUAGAUUAUUUCAUAAUAACAAUACAAUAAGAGUUGUGCACAAUGUAAAAAGAUAGGAAUAAAAGUUGAGAACAUGAGAGGCGAAUGAAGAGAACGCUGGGAUACACACAUACACAUACAGUAGAGGUCCCUCUUAGCCAAUUAGAUGCAAGGAAGAUAUGAGACAAUAGCCAAUGGCAGAGCGUCAGAGUAUGUUAUGUUCAGUAACAUCUGAGAGAAGCAGCCCAUGCUAUAUUUUUGCCAUUCAUAUCCUGAAAUUGCUUUCUUAUCAAGAGGCUAUAUUUUCCCUUUAAAGCAUGUCUUAACCUGAAAAUUCCUUAUGUUGAGAUGUUCUUAAGUAGAGUUACCACUGUAUUACUAAGAAAAGUUGAAUUUGUUCAUUUUACAUGUCCUUAGUUGAUCUGAUUUCAAACAAAAUUUAGAAAUAAAUGUCAAACUUGCUAAAACACUUUACUGCAGUGGAGGUUGAAUUUUGACACAACUGUUUCUAUUGUUACAAGAGGUAGAGUAACAGUUCACGUACUGUCUUUCAUAAUCAGGUUUUAGGCCUUAACAAGGCUAAGUUUGCCAUGAAUAUGCGUUCAAAAAGCGGAAUAUUAGCUUAUUCCAGGAUGCUGCAUAGAGUUGCAUUGUGGUACGUGAUGUUUUAUUCUUUUUGUGGGAAGGUAAACAACAAUACAGUACAGACACACACAUGCACACAUGUAUAUUUUUUCAAAAUUGCAUACCUGAGCAUGUUUACUAAAUGAGCGAGUCUCUCAAAUGUAAAAUUCUCAAUAUCUAGCACGUUUUGGCCCGUCUAACACACCUACGGUUGCAAACUGCCAUCGAUAAUGCUGUAGAAACAUGCUACCAAGUAGGGCUGGUGUUAUGGACUAUAUAUCAAUAUUUAGGCUAAAUAUCAAUAUAAGAUGCAUAUCUUGAUACUUGCAGCAAAUGUGUAGUCAGAACCAAAUAUGUAGUCCACAAGUCAUGAAACUAAACCACCUCUUUCAGUCAAGAAGGUGAAUCUAAUACUUUUAGAUGGAAAAAAUCCUCAAUUGUUCAAAUAAUUUAAUGUAAACAUCAAAUGUGUAUAACAACAGAUUUUUUUUUUGUGAGACUUCCACUACACUAAUUCUUUUGUGGCAGUAAAAAGUAGCGACAUUUUGCAGACAAGUGAGCCUUUUUUUUUUACCAAAUAUAAAACCGAUAUAACUAACAUACCAAGUUAAUGUCUAAGUGAAUUCCUGUUCAAAUGUCAUAUUUUGAAAGGAAGUUUAUGUCAAAAUUUUAGUCCACACUGGCCGUAAGUCUUGUACUUCCUCAUACACAGCGCGAGUCAACCUUCUAUAAAUCAGUCUAUAAAUUGGGUGCUAACCAGUCCCAAAACCUGGUCUAAAACCUCAGUUUGCCUAGUUUAGUGACUGUACCAAAAUAGGAGUGGCACCAUGCAUCCACAGUAUUUAAACCAUUCGGAAUAGGGUUUUUUUUCUGUUUGUUUGGGUUAUUUUUAGGAAGGAAAAGAAACCUACUCUCCAAGAUAAAUUCUUUGGGUAACUCGUUUUACACAUAGUGUCACCAUUUUGAAUGUCUACAACUCUGUUGAUCUUUUCCGGGGCUUCCGUAAAGUUGUAUAGCAGUUGGCAGUCAGGUAACUCUUACAGUAUCACCAAAUUAAUCAAUGAGACUAAAUGAGAAUGCUGGGUAUGUCAUAUCAUAUUCACUGGACGAUUGCUAGAGCAUGAUUGGUCAACGGCCGUCUUGGAGGAGAAAUUUUUGAAAGGUCGGUGGGUGCUAGAUUCCUGACUAACAGCCAUUACCCAGGACCAUGAUGUGUUAAGAGGCUCACUCCUGCCCCACCGCCCAGAAAUAAGGUCACAGGGGGAAAGAGGUAGCCCCCGCCCCCCCCACACACACUCAGACGCGUCUAGUGCCUGCCCGAACCCUCGUAAGGGUUUAUUAAACCUACUUUUUGAAACAGACUCCAUUGCUGAAGGUUUGGGUUUUGUUUAGCAUGAAUUGUAAUAACUUAGUGGUAUAAAACGGAGUGUUGAAGUAGCAACCCUAUUGCUUGCAUUUACAUUUGUCUUGCACACACUUCUUUAAAAAUUCAUGCUGUGUAAGUGCUGCCUGUACUUUAAUCUGAAUAGCAUGUUCACUUUUAUGCCUUGUCCUCCACUCUAGUGUAUGCACUACUUAUUGUGUGUUGCUAACUAUAUAACAUAAUAGGGCUCAACAUAAUAGCAUUAAGUGGUACACUUAAAAGAUUUUUUCCUUUCAAAGUCAAAUAUUUUUUAUGGAGUACUGAACUAUACAAUGUGCAUUGAUUCCAUAAUAGACAUUACCAUUUGCAUAAAUGUCAGGCAUAGACUUCAUAACCUAUUGACAUGACACGGGAAACGGGGCCGAUUUGUAGGGGGCCUACUUUCAAAAACUUCAUACUCAAAUAUUUACAAAACCAAAGCUGCUACUGACCUAAAACCAAAAUAGGCACCUACCUUAGCCAUAUAUGAGUCUCCAUGAGCAGCGGCAUCAAAAAAUUCAAAGUCCUUCCCUUAUAAAAUCCCGAUUAAUUAUUUUCUAUAUAACACUUAAAAUGGCUAUAAAAGUCUCAGAUUUUACACUAGAUGCACAAAAAUCUCCAAAUGCAGAGAUAAUCAACUAUAUUUUCAGGAUCAAUAGCAAUAUUUAACAUAU
Molecule: messenger RNA, 5862 nt
Organism: Corythoichthys intestinalis (scribbled pipefish)
Lineage: Eukaryota; Metazoa; Chordata; Actinopteri; Syngnathiformes; Syngnathidae
Gene: enc2
Product: ectodermal-neural cortex 2
Exons: 11
Coding region: 142-1911 (589 amino acids)
Molecular function (GO): protein binding
Source: RefSeq, a predicted model, not a curated record